Messenger RNA from Aspergillus ibericus CBS 121593, 2571 nucleotides. Its product is annotated as SH3 domain protein. The coding region runs from base 180 to 2429 and encodes 749 amino acids. Gene Ontology annotation, molecular function: protein binding. The transcript has 8 exons. Gene Ontology annotation, cellular component: microtubule cytoskeleton; cell tip. Lineage: Eukaryota; Fungi; Ascomycota; Eurotiomycetes; Eurotiales; Aspergillaceae. The record is from RefSeq and is a predicted model, not a curated record. Gene Ontology annotation, biological process: establishment or maintenance of actin cytoskeleton polarity.
CUUCCUUCGCUCGUUCGCGUCUAUACAUCCAUCGCAGGUUGAAUUUCUGCGGACUUCACUCAUUUCGCCUCCCCAUCCCUUCCACUCCUUACCGUUCCCACCCGGACGUCGGGCAGCGGCGAGUUGCGUUUACCACGUGGUACCAAUGCCCGUGGUUCCAUGAGUCGUUCCUUCCAAUCAUGACGAGGCCACGGAUUGUGCGGGCUGAUACCCUUGACCUCCAAGAUCACAACGCUCCUUCGGCCAAAGACCACUCACGGCAGCCUACCAGCUCGACCGGUGUUGCCCCUCACCAGGAGCAAACUCUUCGCCAUGUGAACAAAGAUUCCAAGUCGGAGCUCAUGCACGGCCCUGGUGCCGAUGAAGGCCGCCCGGAUGCGGAGUACGGCGACGGUAUCGAUAUAUACGAUGACGACGACGAUAUCGAGGAUGUCGAUGAAUUGGGCCACGAUCAACACAGGGGGGACUUAGGGGGCUCGGAAGAAGGUGACCUUGCGGAUGGGGAAAGUGAUGAUAUGAUGGAUGAUGAUAUGAUGGACAAGAUCUCCAGCUCACCAUCUAUCGACGACGAAGAUAUUGAUUUCGAAUUCGUUUAUGCCCUUCAUAAUUUUGUCGCGACCGUUGACGGACAGGCCAAUGCGGCGAAGGGCGAUACUAUGGUUCUGCUGGACGAUAGCAACAGCUACUGGUGGCUUGUUAGGAUCGUGAAAGAUGGCAGUAUUGGAUACUUGCCAGCCGAGCACAUUGAGACGCCCACGGAGAGGCUGGCCCGAUUGAAUAAACACAGGAACGUGGAUUUGUCUGCGACUAUGCUGGGAGACAAUUCUGAAAAAUCCAAGAAUCCGCUGAAGAAAGCUAUGCGCCGCAGAAAUGCCAAGACCGUUACUUUCACCAGCCCGACCUAUAUCGAAGCAUCGGAUAUUGAUUUCUCGACCGACGAGGAACUGGAUGACGAUGCUUCGUUCAAUGACGAAGAUGUUUCCCGUGGGGACGCAGAUAACCUACACGAUGGUGAAAAUGAUGACAUUGUCGUCGAGCCUCUGAGACCCAAGUCGAAGGGGGUCGAUGAAGACAGCAUUCAGGAAGCGCAAGAACCCGACAGCGCCAGUUCCGACAGGCAGCGGUCCAGUCAGGAGAUGUUUGAAACUGAAGUCGACAAUAUGGUCAGCAGAUCCAGAAAUGGCACUGUGCGGAAUACAGACUCCUUUUUCAAGGAUGAUACUGUGGAGACUAAAAAGAUCUCUCUGACACCGAACCUCCUUCGCGAUGAGGUAGGCAGCGGUAGCGGUGUUUCAUCCAGCGAGGCGAAAGAAGGCCGUGGCAGCAUGGAAGCAAUCGACAAAGCGCUUAGUGCUAUUGACAAGAGCAAGGAUGAUAAGAAGCGCAAAGACAAAAAGCCCGGCAUGCUUAGUGGUCUGUUCAAGAGAAAGGACAAAAAGACCAGGUCGAACGACGACGACACCGAUGAAGCGGAAAAGACUUCGGCAGAGCUGUCUCGGACAUCUCCCCAACCAAAGACAUCGUCGGAUUCAUUGUCUUCCCCCGAGUCGGCGCGGUCGCCUAAGCCUUUGGUGGUGCAGAGGCAGACCAAGUUGCAGAAGCAACCACCAGUGGUCAUGUCUCCAGCUGGACAGAAUAUACUUCAAGGACCUGCUAAUCAGAGUCCGGUUCAGAAAGAGGAGCCAAAGCCAGUCAUGAGCCCGAAGCUGGAUCAGACCAUCCGACAAGUGACUUCUGAAGAGGCAGACGAUAUCCCGUCGUCUCCUUCCGAAGGGCCUUUUGACGACAGCCAGGAAAUUAUCUCGUCUGUCCGAGGAUUAAGUCCUUCGAAGAAACCGACGCCAGCUCCACUUGAACCUCAAGAAGAACAGUUGACCUCGCCUGUUGAGCCUCCGAAUGAUUGGCAAGAUGUGUCGGAGAACAUGUAUUCUCAGCGUUCGGUGGCAUCUCCACCCCAGCGAUUCCAACCAAAGCCACUGAACUACCAGCAUCAGCGGCUAGACUCGCCACUUGGUGUGUCUCCGCAGGAAGCCCCCGUAUCGCCUCUUACGCCAGGAUUAAUGGGAGGCCUUCCAUCGCCUGGCCGGCAUUCCGCCUCAUCGGUAUCCCCGCCUUUGUCUCCUGUUGGUGGUGCUGGCGACCACAGGAGCCUCGACGCCACCCCGGCGUUGUUCGAGACGGCGUCCGCGGGAACGCCAACGUGGAGCGAUGCCAGCUUGCGGUCCUACUUGGAUGACGAGAAUGACAUCCGUGAUCUAUUUAUCAUUGUCCAUGACAACUCCAACAUCCCCCCUGCCGGGCCUGAUCACCCGAUUACUGGCUGCCUCUUCAAGGAAGAGAGCAAGAGGCUGAGAGAGAUGACUAGCCAGCUGGAUAGCAUGCUGGCUGAUUGGGUGGGCCGGAGGACGCGGAAUGCGGCGAGCAAAUGAGCAGGUCUUAGGUCUCGGGUACUUGGUGUACACUGGACUGGUCACAUCUGCACUCCGGCUUGUCGCGGGAAUUGAAGGACUGGUCCCUCCAUUGGCCGGGGCUAACAAUGUGCUGGACGCAUGAACUCGGUUGGCCCGUCUG